This is a messenger RNA of Podarcis muralis (Common wall lizard), 2320 nucleotides long. NCBI's taxonomy places the organism in Eukaryota, Metazoa, Chordata, Lepidosauria, Squamata, Lacertidae. The record is from RefSeq and is a predicted model, not a curated record.
CCAGGCGGCAGGAUCCCCAAGGGCAGCAGAUCUCCGAUGGAGAUCUUUAUUCCCCGUUGUUUUCCCCAUAGAGAUCUUCCCUUGCCCCUUCCUCCCUGGCAGGGAAGGGGGCACCCUUUUGUGGUCGCCUCAAGACCUGUAUCUCUGUGCAUGUCUCUGCGUGGCUUUAUUUCCUAACGUUUUAUAUACGGCUUGAUGGUUUAGAAAAAGAAGGAGAAAGAGGAAUCCCGGCCACCCUCGAAGCAGCAUAAUAUGCCCGCUCAAGAUGUAUUUCAGUGUUUCAGCACUUUGCCAGGCCCAGGCGGCAACAGUCCGUGGUUAAUAAAUAUUUAUAAGCCCUUUCUUAAGAAAAAGAGAGAGAGGCAUUUGUAAUACCAUGACAGGACUCUUUGGUGGUGUGUGCCCACAUAUAGUCUACUUUAUAGCCAGUGGUUUAUUUCUGAAAAAGCAAUCAGCCUUGGCAAGAGAAUGUGGCUUAGAAGUGCUUAGCAGAGAAAGGCACUUUGCACACACUCAGAGGCACACUGUUACUACCGGGCAUGGAGGAAAUGGGGUGUUAGAGAGAACAAAGAGGGUCCCCUGCCCACUUUGGGAUCUGGCCCCACUCCACGCUGGCAUGUGCCCCCAAUAGUAGCCAGGAGGAAAUGUGCCCUUUGACAGAAGCCAGGUUUCUCUAGCCCUGCUUUCAGAGGCUGUGACUUUCUGUUAUUUCUGCACAUUAUAUGGCAGAAGUUCUAGCAUCAAAAGCAGUUUCUGGAGCUUGAGAGUAGGUGGCUGCUGCUUUGGGCACUCCAAAGUGUGGUGCUGCUUGUGCUUCUCCUCUCUGGGACUAUCCUAGGAAUAACUUUCUCCUGCUCUUCUCUUAGGCCAUUCCAGCUGUUCAGCUAGACUUCUUUCAUCAUGGGGGAAAGAAAAGGAGUCAAUAAGUAUUACCCACCUGAUUUUGAUCCAGCCAAGCAUGGCUCCCUUAAUAAAUACCGCAACAGCCAUCCGCUACGGGAAAGGGCCCGUAAACUCUCCCAGGGUAUCCUCAUCAUCAGGUUUGAGAUGCCUUAUAAUAUCUGGUGUGACGGCUGCCAGAACCACAUUGGCAUGGGUGUUCGCUACAAUGCUGAGAAGAAGAAGGUUGGCAACUACUACACAACCCCCAUCUACAGGUUCCGUAUGAAAUGUCACCUUUGCCCCAACCACAUUGAGAUGCAGACGGACCCAGCCAACUGUGAUUAUGUCAUCGUCAGUGGUGCCCGGCGCAAGGAAGAGCGCUGGGAUGUGGAAGCGAAUGAGCAGAUAGUGGCCACAGCCCACGAGGAGAAGCAGAAGCUGGAGACCGAUGCCAUGUAUCGGUUGGAGCAUGGCUCAAAGGAUCAGAGCAAGCUACAGCGAGCCCUCCCCACCCUGCAGAACAUCCAAGAGGCUCAGAGCGCCUGGAAAGAUGACUUUGCACUCAACAGCCGCCUUCGCCGGAAAUUCAGGGAAGAAAAGAAAGUCCUGCAAGAGGAGGAGAAGAAAGAUCUCGCCCUGCAGUCAAAAGCAUGCCUGAGCAUCCCGCUUGUGAGAGAGUCUGACGAAGACCGCCACCUGGCGGCGCUGCUCAAGUACCAGAGCCUUGGCUGUUAUGAAGACAAACCAGAAGCAAAAACGCAGUUGAGAUCGUUUGACCGCCCAUGGUUCUCAUCUGCCCAGGUCUCAAGCCCCAAAGCCAAUGACACCCUGAAAAAGCUGGCACUCUCGGGGAAAUCCCCAGCUGGAAAGCCACCCGUAGCGAUGAACGACCUGGGUGUUGUGCGUCGGAAAUCCAGGGAUAGGGAACGAGCUUCAGCCGAAGAGGAGAGUGAGGCUUCAGAUCCCACAUCAUGCGUUAACACGCAGGACCAGGACAGUGCAGUGAAGAAAGUGUCCCUUGACUCUCUCACGGGGCCUGAAGUGGGUUCCCAAAAGGCUGAAGGAAGCCCUCUAUCCCAUUUUGCUACCUCUCUUGUUGCAGAUUAUUCUGACUCUGGAUCUGAUCCUGAAGCUGAACUGUGAACAGAAUUUUGUGGCUUUGGAUAAAACAUGACUGGAUCUGAUGUACAAAUUGUCACCCCCCCUCCCAAACCAACAAAAGACUGUGCAGCCUAUCAGUUGAAUGUCUGAAUAGGUGUGUGUGUGUGUGUGUGUGUGUGUGUGUGUGUGUGUGUGUCCGUCCGCCUGCCCGCCCAUGGGAGUUCCAUUUUGUUGCCUUUCCUUGAGCUAUUUGCAUCUGUGCCCCUGGUUAUUUAAGCAUGACCCCCUUCCUUGUUUUGUCCCACAUACCACAAAAUAAACACAGCUCUCCCUAUAA